GAAAGACUCCGGAAAAGGCACUGCAGACAGAAGGAUGCUCUAAAGAAACAGCAUGGAGAAUGACUUUCAUGUCCUGCUUUUCCACUGAGGCCUCUGUUCUUAUUGAUUUGCAGAAUGAAGAUAUUCAGAUGUUGCUUUAAAUACACUCUUCAGCAAAAACUCCUCAUCCUGCUCUUAGCCCUGUGGCUGCUCUCCUUGUUCAAGCUGCUAAAUGUGGGCAGCCUUCUCUUCCCUCAAAGAGGCAUCUACUUGGUCGAGUAUUCCCUAAGCACCUCGCCGUUUGUAAGAAACAGGUUCCCCCCCACUGAGGACGUGGUCAGGGAUGAAGUCAACUGCUCAGGGGUCUACGAGCACGAGCCUUUGGAAAUCGGCAAGAGUCUGGAAAUCAGACAGCGAAACAUUAUCGACUUGGAGGAUGGUGAUGUCGUGGUGAUGACAAGCGACUGUGACAUUUACCACACCCUAAGACGGUACCAUGAGAAGCAUGUUUCAAGGGAGGAGAAGAGCUUCCCGAUAGCCUAUUCGCUGGUCGUCCACAAAGACGCAAUUAUGGUCGAGCGGCUGAUCCAUGCUAUUUAUAACCCACACAAUAUUUACUGUAUCCACUAUGACCUCAAGUCACCGGACGCGUUCAAAGCUGCCAUGAACAACUUAGCUAAGUGCUUCUCCAAUAUUUUUAUUGCUUCCAAGUUAGAGGCUGUGGAGUAUGCCCACAUUUCCAGGCUCCAGGCUGACAUGAAUUGCUUAUCAGACCUUCUCAAGUCUUCCGUUCAGUGGAAGUACGUCAUCAACCUAUGUGGGCAAGACUUCCCCCUGAAGUCAAACUUUGAAUUAGUGUCGGAGCUGAAAAAACUCCAAGGAAGGAAUAUGUUAGAGACAGUGAGACCUCCCACUGGUAAAAUGGAAAGGUUCACUUACCACCAUGAGCUCAGACAGGUGCCUUAUGAAUAUAUGAAGUUGCCAGUAAAAACGAACAUCUCCAAGAAAGCCCCGCCUCAUAAUAUCGAGGUGUUUGUGGGCAGUGCCUAUUUUGUUUUAAGUCAAGCGUUUGUUAAAUAUGUUUUCAACAGCUCCCUCGUUGAGGACUUUUUUGCCUGGUCUAAAGAUACGUACUCUCCCGAUGAACACUUUUGGGCUACCUUAAUCCGGAUACCAGGGAUACCCGGAGAGAUUCCCAGGUCAUCCCAGGACGUGUCUGACCUGCAGAGUAAGACCCGGCUGGUGAAAUGGAAUUACUAUGAAGGCUUUUUCUACCCCAAUUGCACUGGCUCUCACCUUCGAAGCGUGUGCAUUUAUGGAGCUGCAGAACUACGGUGGCUUAUAAAGGAAGGGCAUUGGUUUGCAAAUAAGUUUGAUUCUAAAGUGGACCCCAUCUUGAUUAAAUGUCUCGCAGAAAAGCUUGAAGAGCAACAGAGAAAGUUGGCCACUGUGUCUUCAGAAAUGCUCAUUACAGAUGGAAAUCCCAAAGCCACACGUCGCAAGAUCACUAGAGACCUAAGGGUGUCUGACACAGAGAUUUAAGGAAGAUGGAAUUAUGUGCUGAUGCCUUGCCCAACACCCUCUGAACUAAAUCCUUUCCAAGGAUGAAACUUCUAUAGAAUUCCAUGUGUGGACCUGGAGCCUACAGUUGGCUGGU
Molecule: messenger RNA, 1636 nt
Organism: Acomys russatus (golden spiny mouse)
Lineage: Eukaryota; Metazoa; Chordata; Mammalia; Rodentia; Muridae
Gene: Gcnt4
Product: glucosaminyl (N-acetyl) transferase 4
Exons: 2
Coding region: 115-1521 (468 amino acids)
Cellular component (GO): membrane
Molecular function (GO): acetylglucosaminyltransferase activity
Source: RefSeq, a predicted model, not a curated record